Bactrocera latifrons is the source of this 1648-nucleotide messenger RNA. RefSeq names its product integumentary mucin C.1-like. Gene Ontology annotation, molecular function: chitin binding. Bases 23 to 1528 code for a protein of 501 amino acids. The record is from RefSeq and is a predicted model, not a curated record. Gene Ontology annotation, cellular component: extracellular region. NCBI's taxonomy places the organism in Eukaryota, Metazoa, Arthropoda, Insecta, Diptera, Tephritidae. The transcript has 8 exons.
AUUUGCAGUUAAAGCCAAGUAAAUGAAGCAAAUAAGCGAAGUCAUUUUCUUUCUUGUGGCACUCGCGUUUGGUGGCGUGCAUGGCGAGUGCGAUGUGUGCAACACUAACAAUCCUGUUGCUUGUCACAGCGAAACAGUCUAUUCACUUUGCAUUAACGAUCAACCAACUAUGAAUUUCGUCACAUGCCCCGCAGAUUAUAUAUGUACAAGCGAUGUGUAUGUUUGUUAUCCAAGUAACUCGUCAGUUGCAAGUUGCACUAAUUCAACUAUCGACGAAUCAUCUCAAUGCGGCAUUUGCGCAUCCAGGAAUAAUUUGUAUGCAUGCCUUAAUGAGACGACCAUCGCGUUCUGUUUUUCCGACGGUGUGCCACAUUAUGAGUCACUUUCCUAUUGUCCAGCGGGCACUGUCUGCGAUUUGAAUGCGGAAAGUGGAUUUUGUACAGUCUCGACAAAAGCUGCGCCAAGUUGCCGACAAAGUCAAUGGACAUCCCCGGAACCUACCACUACAACAAUUUCUGCAUCAACUAGUUAUACGACACCUAUAGCCACCACUACAACAAGUCUGGUACCCACUACUAUAACAACUCCUGCACCUACCACUACAACAACUCCGGUACCUACUACUACAACGACCCCAGUACCUACCACUACAACAACUCCAGUACCCACCACUACCACGACUCCAGUACCCACCACUACAAUGACUCCUGCAACUACCACAACAACAACUCCGGUACCUACUACUACAACGACUCCUGCACCUACCACAACAACAACUCCGGCUACAACCACUACAACGACUCCAGUACCAACCACUACAACGACCCCAGUACCUACCACUACAACAACUCCAGUACCCACCACUACAACKACUCCAGUACCCACCACUACAACGACUCCUGCACCNACCACUACAACAACUCCGGUAGCUACUACUACGACGACUACUACUACAACAACUCCAGUACCCACCACUACAACAACUCCAGUACCUACUACUACAACGACCCCAGUACCUACCACUACAACAACUCUGGCUACAACCACUGAACACGAUCUUACUCCUGCGGAAAUUUGCGAAAAUUCUGGCACAUCGGGUACCAUUGCCUACCCUGGCGAUCUUACAUGUAAAAUGUCUGUUCAGUGUAGCGAAACUAAUAAUGUUUGGAAUGCAGUCGUAAAUACAUGUCCUAGAAAUCAGUGGUUUGAUCCUACUUUGAAAUUUUGUACCACAACAUAUAGUUGUCCCACUCAGAGUACUUCAACCACGACAACGUCAACCACAACACAAGAUCCAACCACAACUACUGCGGCUGCACUUACUCUGGAGCAAAUAUGCCGAGACCACGGCAGGGCAGAUACAAUUGCUGCACCCAACGAUAGUACGUGUACAAAAUACAUCGUCUGUUCGAGGCCUGGAGCUAGUUGGAUUGCUCAGGAGUACACUUGUAGGGUUACAUUUGAUCCGAAUACAAAAAAAUGUAGCACUACAUAUGUUUGUCCAACGUACAGGUAUCGGCGCACUUAAAAGCGCCUCUUGCGGAAAUAUAUUCACAUAAUAUAAAUUGUGAAAUAAGUUUUAUGAAAUACAUACAUCCUGUUUUCAACUUUGUAAAUUUCACGACAAGAAUCACAUUCAUUUAAAUGA